AUGAGUUAUCCAUUAUUGCGACGUUUGCCCCUAGGAUCACUCGACGAUCAAGUAGCACGUGCUAGUAUGCAACUUUGUCAUAAGAUUGUCAUGCAACAGCUCUAUAUUUCACGAAUCAAUACAUUAAAACAAUGGGUUGUGGUAUCAAAUCCAUCCAACAAGAGUGUAGACAUGACAGACUUUAGUCUGACCUGUGAUGCCUGUUGUGACGUAUUUUACUUUCCAAACAGAUAUACACUGUUACCAGGUGAUGAAGUGACAAUCUGGUGCUCACCUCGAGAUCUUCAUCUGGAUCACGAUAAUCUGUUGCUGCCGUAUCUUUUUUGGACUAAUGAUGAUGGAUCAUUGCGUCAUGAGCCAUUCUUCAAAUUGCAAACUCAUGCCAAUGAAGUAUUGUUGCGCGACCCGCUACUGAUUGAAGUAGCAUCAAUCAGAGUAGAUAGAGAUGAGAAGAAAGAGUUUCGAGUGCUGCAUUGCAAGUCAGUACACCAUAGGAUGCUUCGAAGCGAGAUUGAUACAAGGUUCUGUGUCGGGUGUCUGGCACCACCAGAGUUUGAGAAAAGAGCGUCAAGGUCUUGUCCUGAGAGUGGAAAAGUCAUGUUAUUGCCACCAGAUCAUGGAGAAAUCUACAUCUUUUCAAGAUAUUGGGGCGUUGUCUCGAACAAGUCGCUAGUGAAACAUUUCUUGGCGGUAGUUUUCGUACCUCUGGUGGAAUCAUUUCGUGCCGUGCUGAUCUACAUCAUGUUCUGCAUGUUCAAGUCAAGAAAUGAUCUUGGACCACAAUUGCGGUCCAAAGUACUGACACUUUUGCUCAUGAUGCUGGCGUGCGACGUAAUUGCGCGAAGACUUAUGCUGUUCAUCAAAAGCGGAUUGCUUGUUACCAUUGCAAGCUUCACGGCUGUCGUGCUGGACCGACUAGCUGUUUUCGUGCUAUACUUAUCGCUACAGAGGCUGUACCCGGCGUUAGCUGUAUCCCUGCAGUACAUGCUUACGUUCGACCUAGGUAUUUGUUGUGUGAAUGCUGCUGCAGUACACGUACGUUUCCUUGAAGCUCGUCAUAAUUGGCAUCCGGUGUUUAAGCAAUUCACACGGUGGGACCACAAAUUCCGAAGGUUUCUGUGCCUCUGUGGUAUCGGUCGCGAGCUGUUGCUGCAUUGGUUGCUUUUGCUUCCGUUCAGCAAUCAUCCCUCAUCAAUGUGGAAGAUUGUAGGGUAUCUGCUUGUACCGCUUUUUACGGUGGCCUCUGGUGCCGACUUGUUACGUGCUGUAGCCACUCUACUGCACGUAGUGGAGUAUCCGAUUGUACUAGUAAAAACUAAACCGCGAUGCUUACAGCCGCGUCGCGAAGGAAAGAAAAACGAAGUGUAUGAGUGUCAAGAGGAAGACGAUUUCUCCGAAGAGGAGCCUCAGAAAGAGGACCCACCCAUAGCUUUCUCGACACCUAAGACUCUUCGCUUCCGCUCCAUUCACCCGUUUAGUUAG
This is a messenger RNA of Peronospora belbahrii, 1482 nucleotides long. NCBI's taxonomy places the organism in Eukaryota, Oomycota, Peronosporomycetes, Peronosporales, Peronosporaceae. The record is from the annotation of a GenBank genome assembly.